Molecule: messenger RNA, 702 nt
Organism: Protopolystoma xenopodis
Lineage: Eukaryota; Metazoa; Platyhelminthes; Monogenea; Polystomatidea; Polystomatidae
Source: the annotation of a GenBank genome assembly
AGUCAAGUCGAUGGUGGACACGAUGAUGAAGACGACGACGAACCAGACAGUGAAGCUGAAUCCUUUACACCUGCUGCAGGCGUCUCUAGGCGAACCGACGCAGUCGGCAGCACCGCUAGUACUCCACGAGGUCAACGUUCAGGCGCUGGCCCGCUGAGUGGGGCUUCUCUAGGUGGAGCGCAAGGGAAUUCGGACACCGAUGAAGAUGAUGACGAUCUGGUUCCGGCUACUCCAGGAUUGACACCGUGUCACACGACUCCUCGGCAUGGGCCCCGAUCUUCUGCGCAUCCACUUACUCCAGACGGCUUGUUGGCCAGCCCACUAACCCCGCUCUCUGUUGGCGCUAGUCUAACCGGAGGAUUGUCUGAAUCUCGUCCGAAUCUUUCUGGCUCCGGUAAUCUUGCAACUGGUGCCAAUGCUUCUGUAUCCGGUUCUCGUCAAGCCAAUCAAUCUCUUACAGGACGCACUGGAACUCAACAAGUAUUGGUAGGCCGUCGAAUAGGUGAUAAUGGGGACAGAGCAGCAAAACGUCGUUUCGCAUCGCCAUUUCCGGCAGGGGGUAAGGACGAGUUUGACGAAGAGUAUGAAGAGGGAAGUGAAUAUUGCGGCGAUGAAGCGGAGAUUAUGACCACAACUACCUUAACUCCAGCCGGCAAAGGUCUUGAGCUUUUGAGCCAUCAUUCAUUUUUGCAAUCGAAAUAA